Molecule: messenger RNA, 3198 nt
Organism: Gadus morhua (Atlantic cod)
Lineage: Eukaryota; Metazoa; Chordata; Actinopteri; Gadiformes; Gadidae
Gene: chst6
Product: carbohydrate sulfotransferase 6
Exons: 2
Coding region: 362-1546 (394 amino acids)
Biological process (GO): sulfur compound metabolic process; N-acetylglucosamine metabolic process; carbohydrate metabolic process
Cellular component (GO): Golgi membrane
Molecular function (GO): N-acetylglucosamine 6-O-sulfotransferase activity
Source: RefSeq, a predicted model, not a curated record
CCGGGGGUCCCGCCUGCAGAAUGCCACCCCUCCAAAUGAAAUGGACAGUCCUCGUCCCACACCACUCCCAUAGCCCUGGCUCAAUGGCCACGUCCCUAGACUUUACCCACUACCUAAAUGGAGCCUGCGGAGGCAGAGGUAUCGGGGUUGAAGUAAUUGGAGAUACCGUUCGUUGAGUCCACACCACAGGCAUACACUUCUGACAAGCGGCUGCAAAGUCCCAUUACCCCAGAGAGAGAAGUCCUACAGAGCAAUAACUGGACCACAGCAGAGAGGGAGGGAUCUCCCACAGCUUCUCUGACACGGUUCCUCCUGAGCCACUGAAGGAGACAGGGACUGCCUGGGACCCCAGUCCGGCACCAUGGGUCGCUGGAUGCUGUUAUUGGCUUUCCUGUUGCUCCUCCAAGGCACUGCGGUGGUGGUGCUGCUCGGCUGGUACUCCGAGGGCAGCCUCUGCCGGCGGCCCCCGCCAGCCCAGGGCAAGGUCCACGUGCUGCUGGUCUCGUCCUGGCGCUCAGGCUCCUCCUUCCUGGGACAAGUCUUCAGCCAGCAUCCGUCCGUCUUCUAUCUGAUGGAGCCCGCCUGGCACGUCUGGUCCCAGCUGUCGAACUAUGGCAGACGCAAGCUGAAGAUGGCGGUGAGGGACCUGGUCCGCAGCGUGUUCCAGUGCGACCUGUCGGCGGUGGAGGCCUACCUGCCCGAGCAGCACAACGUGUCCUCGCUGUUCAUGUGGAGCCAGAGCCGGGCUCUCUGCUCCCCGCCCGCGUGUGCGCUGGCCGCCCGCGACCGCCUCAGCGACCCCAACGAAUGCCAGAAAAAGUGUGACGCCAGGGGGCUGCGGGGCGCCGAGGCGGCCUGCCGCAGCUACAGCCACGUGGUGCUGAAGGAGGUGCGCUUCUUCGAGCUGGAGUCCCUGUACCCGCUCCUGCGAGACCCCAGCCUGGACCUGCGGAUCGUCCACCUGGUGCGGGACCCGCGGGCCGUGAUGUCCUCCAGGGAGAAGAAGGCCGCCGCCUUCUACACGGACAGCGGCAUCGUGCUGGACCACGCCAAAGUCCCCGACCAGAAGCUGCAGCUGGAGGUCAUGCAAGAGGUGUGCCGCAGCCACGUGCGCAUCCACGAGCAAGCCACCCAGAAGCCCCCGGACUUCCUGAGGGGCCGCUACAAGAUGGUGCGUUAUGAGGACAUAGUGCGGAACACCCUGGUCGAGGUCAACGACCUGUACAAGUUUGUGGGACUGGAGAUGACCACGCGGGUCGGAGAAUGGAUCUACAAAGUCACCCAUGGGAAAGACUCCAAAGGGGGCAUCUUCGAGAUCGUAUCACAGAACGCCACAUACCUCUCCCAGGCAUGGCGCGCCACACUGGACCACAGCAAGGUCGUACGUAUCCAGGAGUUGUGCAAAGGUGCCAUGUCGUUGCUAGGGUACAGGAUAGUUAAUAGUGUACAAGAGCAGAAAGGUGUCAGUGUGGACCCUGUUAGCCCGAAGGGAGGGUACGAGUUUAGCUGGCUCCCUGCCAAAACAGAGACUGACAAAAGUAAAUGAAAAGAUUAGCCGCUUGGAGACCCACUGGUCUGUAGAGAGUACACACCUUUUAGGUCCUGACUAUUAGAAAAUCCUUUGGUAAAGACGACUUGAAUGACAAGAACACAAGGGUUGAUGCAAUGUUUUGUGUUGAAUUAACUGUGAACUGUCAAUGAGUGGGGCCAGUUCAUAUAGGUACGCUAUGCUAGUAUUCCUUAUUGCUUAUGUUGAGCAAUAACUAUAUCAACGUUUGGGGCUCAUGCUAAAACAUUCCAGAGGUUUGCACAACACGGACAUCUGAAUUAAAAAAGAUGCUCCACCUAGUCCUAACAGGACUAGGUGGAGAGAUUAUAUCUCAACACUGGCCUGGGAACACCUCAGGAUCCCCCCGUCAGAGCUGGUCAAUGUGGCCCGGGAAAGAGAAGUCUGGGGCCCCCUGCUUGAGCUGCUCCCCCCACGACCCGACCCCGGAUAAGCGGACGAAGAUGAGAUGAUGAGAUGCUCCUAAUUUUGAAUAUGUACAUAUUAUGUAGAAUCGACUUAAUACGUUUUUAAUCAAAGCUCUCUCGCUUAUUAUCUUUUACAAGAACAGAGAUUAUAAUAUUUAUUUGAAAGAAAAAGUAAGAGAAAACCUAUAAAAUGGAGUAACAGACAGAUACAAUUGAGGCGACCACAUUGUUUGCCAUCCAUCAAAAACCACAUCCUAGUGUUUGAAUACACUACGUGAAUAUAUUUUGCAUGAUUUAUUACAAUCUAACAAUUUAAUAGUUACUUUAUUGUUCAUGCUGCUUUUGCUAGAUGGAAAGGGGGAUCUCAAAUGCAAAUGCUUCCAAAGAUCAUCUCACGUGAUAUGUAUUGGGCUAAACCAAAUAAGUUGGGCUCCAUUGGGCUUUUAUUUAGCCUUUUGUAUUUGUCAAAUAAAUUCAAGCUCUGGGAGGUUUCAUGUAUUGCUGAAUAUGUUUAUCCAUCAUUCAGUCUUUGGUCUUAGACAUUUUGGACAAUAGUUAAAUUUCUUUGAAUAUGAAACGCAUGGUUACUUUCAAAUUGAACAGGGACAUUUUAACUUCAAUAUUACCUUGGAAUUCAACACAAAAUGUUGCCAAAGUUGCCAAUUCUUCACUGUACAGUCUAACUUUGUGGCCUUGAUAUUAAAAUAAAUAUUUUUUCUGGGGAUAAUGUUGCAUUUCAAACUUCUGUGACAGGAUGGUUUGGUUGUAAUGAAAUAUCCUAUCCUAGUUAACACUAGUAUCCUAGUGUUAUCCUAGACAAGGAUACUAGUGUAUCCUUGUCAACAAGGAUGCAAUACUAUCCUUAUCGCUUGUUGGAUACUUGCUGGGUACACACUAUUGUGUUCCCAUAACUAUCGUGUGUUUCCUGGGUAGACACUAUCGUGUGUUCCCAGCAACAGAUGAUAAUGUGACUGGGUACUUUCUACACCUCAACUACAUCUGAACUUUCUACAUCUAUACUGCAAUGUUUCCUCAUUUCUCAUUCUUAUUGAUCAUAAUUAGUUCACGUGUUUGCCUACUAAAAUUUGGGUCAAUGGACACUGAUAGAGCCACAUUGGCUAUAUUUCCAACUUCCCUAGCAAGGCUAGGCUGAGGCUAUUUAUGCUUUACUGUACUUGACUUAUGGUUGAAUAUAACAAUAAAUAAUGACUUUUUGCUGCAUAA